Messenger RNA from Diprion similis, 1758 nucleotides. RefSeq lists its product as uncharacterized. Lineage: Eukaryota; Metazoa; Arthropoda; Insecta; Hymenoptera; Diprionidae. The transcript has 2 exons. The coding region runs from base 622 to 1758 and encodes 378 amino acids. The record is from RefSeq and is a predicted model, not a curated record.
CAUGCCGAAACUCGCGGAACGCCGUAAAAUGAAAAAACAGCAAUACUUCACCACUCCUCCACAAGUCUAUAAUAUUUACUGCACCGAAUCACUUCCUGUACAGCAGAUUCCCAUCCUAGUUGAAAACUUGUCGAAAUCCAUCCCGCAACUCAGCUUGCCAGUUUAUUCACCGUCGAAAUUAUCACGAACCCCUCGUAGCAGCGCGGGACUUUUUAGGAGAAAUCGUAACCCGGAAAAGAGAUUAGAUGACACUUACUUGCCGUAUUUCCCGGAAGAGUAUCACCGCAAACAGAUUGCAAAGCAAGUCAAGCUAGCCCAAAGUCUGGAAUAUAAGUUGUGUAACUCAUAGAUGAUUUUGAAUUAUUACACUCUUUCAGUUUUAACGCCAAUCUAUUCAAAAUCCAGUCAUCUGAAUCGCAGAACCAGAACAACAACAAUCAAAUCGAAAGUAACCAACGUGAAAUUCCUGGCUCCGAGUAUCGACAGAAUUUUUUAACACCCCACGAUUGUACGGACGCUGAUUUUCGAAGCAACUGUGAUGGAAAGCCAAUCCAUUUGAUCGACCAUGUUCAAGACGAAGGUCAAUUCCAGGGCUUUCAGAAUGAUCUGAAAAAUGCGAAUAUGGAUCCCAACUCUCCGUUAGAAAGUCGGAUUUCCGUUAAUUUGACUGCAGAUCCAUUAAAAAUAAACAAGAAGAAGAAAAAAAAGAAGAGACUCUCAUUUUUAGUUGACAUUGUGAGGAGGAUAAGACGUGAUAGCUCUCUACAACCUACCUCCAGUGCGUAUCCAACAUCACGCAUCUCUGCUAGUGCAAAUGUCGAACCUGAAGAAUCCACCAAUUCGAAGGAAUAUUCGGAAAAAUCAGCUGCCACUCCAAAAGACUCUGCAAGAGAUGAACAAGCGUCAGACAGUAGAACGGUUUAUAGUGCUCAGGAAAUAUUAAGUCCCAGGCAGCUAAUUUCAUCGACAACAAAUAUAUGUUCUAUUAGGAAAGAAGAACAGUGCACAAAUGAAACAGAAUCCAAGGAUAAAAUAACCGAUUGUACAAUUAAGGAGAAAACUUCAUUGCCAGUCACCGAAAAUUCUAAAAGUACACCGAGCUUUGAAGAAGUUUUGGCCAAGCUUGAAGAGACUUUGCUAAGGUAUCGAUUUGAGACGGACGUUGAUUGCAAGCUCUUCACAAGUAUGAUAGUAAAACAAUUGAAACAACGCAGCGCAGUGUUGAAUUUUGACGGUCAAGUUAUAGCUGAGAUGGCGGAAAGAGAAGAAGAGAAAGAGAAUUCCAAGACUGUCAGAGAAUCAAGUGAGGGGGAAUUACCUUCUGUCAAUCCGAGAACGAGGGAAAAAGUUCCCCACCUUAAACUAGAUCAACAUUACAAUAGCCACACCGUAAAUGCAAGAUCCCACGUGGCUGAGAACAUGAAUUAUGGGUCAGUAGCUUCUUCCGAAUCAUACGUCUGCAAAAACUGCAAAUGUGUGAAACAGAAAGAAGAUUCGUCCUUAAGGAACGAAGAAUUUGUCCGAAAUAUAAUGAAAGACAAUGCCAUCGAUGGUUGCAAUCGCAAAACGUUCUACGAUCGUGAAUUCUUGGACCGCAGCUGCCAUUUUGGGUCCGAAGCAAAUGCAUACAACAUUUCAAAUGAGCGCGGAGAAGACGAGAAGCGGCGAUAUCAGCGGAGAUCGAAGGCUCAAAACAUAGACUGUCAGCGAAGUUGGAAUCAGGAAUGCUUCAGCAAUGCUUGUAUGAUCGUCGAAUAA